Messenger RNA from Ustilaginoidea virens, 1611 nucleotides. RefSeq lists its product as uncharacterized. Gene Ontology annotation, cellular component: cytosol; cytoplasm; phenylalanine-tRNA ligase complex. The transcript has 9 exons. Gene Ontology annotation, biological process: phenylalanyl-tRNA aminoacylation. Gene Ontology annotation, molecular function: tRNA binding; ATP binding; phenylalanine-tRNA ligase activity. Bases 1 to 1611 code for a protein of 536 amino acids. Lineage: Eukaryota; Fungi; Ascomycota; Sordariomycetes; Hypocreales; Clavicipitaceae. The record is from RefSeq and is a predicted model, not a curated record.
AUGGCGGCUGUGACCGGCACUCCCGCCAUGGACCUGGCCACCCAGAUCCUCCAUGCCGUCGACGAGAAAUCGCCGCUCCUUUCGUCGGAAGCCUUCCCCACGACGCCGUCCACAGAGGUCAAGGGUGCUCUCGACAGACUUGCCUCUCGCGGCAUGGUCAAGUACGAGACCAUCGACCGAGAAGAAGCCCUGUUGGAACCCGAGGGUGAGCAGAUUGCGGCCAAUGGCAGCCACGAGGCCCGCGUCUUUGAGGCCUUGCAGACUGCCGUGAAGGGGAUGACUAUCCAGCAGCUCGAAGCGACCAUCGGGGACAAGAACGUGGUCAAGAUUGGUCAGGGACGAGCGUUCAGGGAGAAGUGGAUAUCUAAGACGGCUGAUGGCAAGUUCAAGGCUGCUAAAGAUUCUAUUCGGGACACGACCAGAGAACAGAUGCAGACCAUCCAGUCGACACGGAUCUUCUCCGAUGCCAAGGUGCUGGCCGACUUGAAGAAGCGCAAGCUGGUCAAGACGCAGAAAAUCAUCAGCUUCAGGGUCGAGAAGGGCGAGAAGUUCGCCCUGAAAAUCCCCGAGGUCGCUACCGAUCUGACCGCCGACAUGAUUGCCAGCGGCUCAUGGAAAACUGCCACAUUCAAGGGAUACAACUUCAAGGCUCUGGGCGCCGACCAGCAUUCCGGUGCUCUGCACCCGCUGAACAAGGUUCGGUCCGAAUUGAGGCAAAUAUUCUUUGAGAUGGGGUUUCAAGAGAUGGCUACAGAUAAGUUUGUCGAGUCUGGUUUCUGGAAUUUCGAUACUCUUUUCGUACCACAACAGCAUCCUGCGCGAGAUAUGCAGGACACGUUCUACGUAUCUGAUCCCAAGGCGGCCGAUUUGCCCCGUGCCGAAGACCCCAGCGACAAGAGCGAUUACGAAACCUACUGGAACAACGUCAAGGAUGUUCAUCAGGUAGUAACCCUUGCGCCUCAACGAACCAGCUCACGGCACGCCUUGCUAAACUUCGCCACGCAGCAAGGAAAAUAUGGCUCGAUAGGCUACCGAUACCCGUGGUCCGGAGAGGAGUCGCGCAAACUCGUCCUUCGAACCCACACCACGGCCAUCAGUGCCAACAUGCUGCACAAACUGGCGCAGCAAAAGGGCCCUGAUGGCCGUCCGCCCCCAGCACGUUAUUUCUCCAUCGAUCGUGUUUUCCGUAACGAGACGGUAGACGCAACCCACCUGGCUGAAUUCCACCAGGUCGAAGGUGUAAUUGCGGAUUACGACUUGACAUUGGGUGGUCUCAUGGAGUUUAUGGAUAUUUUCUUUGGCAAGAUGGGCAUUACUGACCUCAAGUACAAAUGUGCUUACAACCCUUACACUGAGCCAAGCAUGGAAAUCUUUUCUUACCACAAGGGGCUUGGGAAGCUCGUUGAAAUCGGCAACAGCGGCAUGUUCCGCGCCGAAAUGUUGGAAUCCAUGGGCUUGCCUAAGGACAUGCGAGUCUUUGGCUGGGGUCUGUCUCUCGAGCGACCCACCAUGAUCAAGUAUGGCAUCUCCAACAUCCGAGAGCUACUAGGCCACAAGGUCGACCUAAACUUUAUGCGCAACAGCCCUGCGGUGCGUCUGGACCAGAAAUAG